This is a messenger RNA of Amphiprion ocellaris (clown anemonefish), 2692 nucleotides long. RefSeq lists its product as uncharacterized. Gene Ontology annotation, biological process: negative regulation of BMP signaling pathway. The transcript has 3 exons. Gene Ontology annotation, cellular component: AMPA glutamate receptor complex. Gene Ontology annotation, molecular function: protein binding. The coding region runs from base 200 to 862 and encodes 220 amino acids. NCBI's taxonomy places the organism in Eukaryota, Metazoa, Chordata, Actinopteri, Pomacentridae. The record is from RefSeq and is a predicted model, not a curated record.
UGAGCGCAGGACCUGCAGACCGCUGUGGAGGAGCUCAGAGGGAACACAGGACGUUUAGUAACAAUGUGAGAAACUUCACUUUUUUUGUAAACUUGGGUGAUCUGCUACCAAACCCCAGCAGGACUACGGUGGACGAUUCAUUUCGCUGACGCUGCUUUUUAACUUUCUCUUUUGGGCAAAGUGAUCCAUCAGAUACAUUAUGACAAAGGUUUUCUGUGAGCGCACAGUGCGCACGCUGGUUUUGGCACUUCUGCUUUGCGCACAGGCCGGUUUGGGCUUCUCGGUGGCCGGGCAGCAGGAGAGCACCUGCGAGGCCAAUGGCAGCAUAUACUACGUUGGGGAAUGGUACUUUCUGGACUCUGAUCAUUGCACACAGUGCGAGUGCACCGCCGAGGGCUCAGCAUGUGCCCGCACUGAGUGCACCUCACUGCCGGCUGCAUGCAUCCACGUGAGCCACUACCCCACCGACUGCUGCCCCCGGUGCGAGAAGAUCGGCUGUGAGUACCGAGGGGUGGUGUACGAGCUGGGGCAGAACUUCCAGCCAUCAGAAUGUGAACAGUGCACUUGUGACAGUGAUGGCAUCGCCCGCUGUCUAGUAGCAGAUUGUGCUCCUCCACCAUGCGUCAACCCCAUCUACCAACCUGGGAAAUGCUGCCCUGAAUGCAAGGACGGUCCAAACUGCUACGCUGAUGCAUCACGCAGCCAAGUGAUUCCUGCUGGAGAGCCCGUCUGGGUCGACUCCUGCACCAAGUGCCGCUGCCACGACGGCCAGGAUGCCGGUUACUGGGAGGGAAAUCGCUUCGCAACCUGUUCCCGCCUUAAAAACUGUAAACCAGAACAACCGUCCGCCCAGCAAAACUGAUUCUCUUUGUCAGCACAGAACCAGCUGUAAUCUUAAAACACAUUUCCUUUGACGACUGAUGUGCUGCACAUGUUGUUUCAGUCCUUCCUGUAGUGAAAAUGAUGUACAGCCACAUGUAAUGAUCAUCUGCAAAAAUGUAACUUUUUGGGAAAAGCAACCAAAGAAAUCUUUUGAGAACACAACAAGCUGUCCGAAAUGUCAUCUGUCAUUUAACGAGGAUAUUUUCUCCAACAUUUGAUUGCUGCAAACAAGCCUGAAAUUGGAUCAAUAAGAACAGAUAAGACUUCAUCUCACUGGAGAUGAUGAUUUUUAGUCCUUGACAAAACAAAAUUAGGUCAAGAAAACUGGGACUAAACCUAUUUCCAUUUUAAAAAUAUGGUCUGCAGUGUUGUAAACGUACAGUUGUUUGAUUUACUGCUCCAGAUGAAUUUUUGUUUGUUCUGCUUGUCCACAGUUUUUUUUAAGAAGGCCAAUUACAUCAAUAUAUUUUUAGAGAAAGAGUAGUGGGCUUUUAUAGACUUUAGUUACCCGGGAGGUAUUUUAUGCAGCGUAACAAAGCCAAUAAUAUUAUUGGAUUAUAGAAAUUAUAAUUGACUUGUCACCGGUAGAUGCAGUGCCAAAAUGUGUGCACAGCUGUGAUGCAAUUGAGACUAGAGGAUGGAUGAGAGGAGCAAUAAACUAUUUUGUAAAAGUUCUAUAAAUCUGGUUCUUCACUUUCCAGCCUGAUUGAAAUGUAAUGUAUGAGAGGACGGCCUGACCUAUGACUGUGCUGUAGGUGUAAACACAGGCAAUAUUUGAAAGUAAUGUCAUUUAAUGGAAUGCUAGUUGUGCUUGUACACUGUAGAGCAGAAAAGCAAUCUGUAACUUGCUGCUUUAUUUUUUCACAGGAAGGAAUCUGUAGCUUUUAGAGCAACUUUGUUAUUUACACUGUUAAAGUGAAGUUAUCUGCUACUGUUUGUAGAAUCAAAGUGUAUGAUGAUAUGUAGCAUGAAGUAUAUUUUGAUUUUAUACAGCUCAAUAUGUAAAACAUCUUCUCUCAAUAAUUUGCCAUCAUCUACCGCUUAAACCAGGAGAGACCAUGGAAUUCAAACCAAAAACUCUCAAUUUAUACUCCAUGUUUAUGGGAUUUGAGAACCAGGCUGCUGCUACAUGAAGUACAACACUACAAAUGGCAAGUCACAGCUGGAAUUUAUAUGUAAGGUUUGAGAUUAAAUUGUAAUUUCUGCACUUAUGAAGCUGUUUGACAUCCUGGGAUUUGAUUUUUUCUUGCUGAGGGUUAUAUGAGAAGAUCAGGACCAGUCAGACGUCUAUAUGGUAGAUUGGAGCAGCUAUAGUUGAGCACAAAGACUGGAAACAUUUGGAAGGAGCCAGUGUGUCUCAGUCUCUGUUAGUCAACAUCACUUUCUCAUAGAUGGUGUUGGUUGUCUGGUAAUUGGGCCCAUCCACAAAAUAGUCCAGUACAUGCGGUUUUGCCAAAAUAUAACAUAUAAUUAGUGAGUUUAGUGAUAAUUUCUUUGUCUUUGGACAGAGCCAGGCUGUUUUCAGUCUUUAUGCAAAGCUGAUUUAACCAGCUCUGGCUUCAUAUUUAGUUCACAGACGCAAGAGUUUAAUCACACUUAACUUCUGUCAAGAAACUGGGAAAGUGUAGUUACCAAAAUAUCUACAUCUAACUAUUCCUACAAGUGUAGUUUCAAUUAGGUAGCUGAAACAAAAGGGAACUAAUGGAAAUCUCAAGUGAGAUACUGCUGUGGGUCGUACUAGUCAUCUACACCAGCUCUACCAAAAGAUAGUGUCAAAAUAGUCCAAAUUAAAACACCUUUUUAUACCCUU